This is a messenger RNA of Brassica napus (rape), 2850 nucleotides long. RefSeq names its product CAP-Gly domain-containing linker protein 1-like. The record is from RefSeq and is a predicted model, not a curated record. The coding region runs from base 100 to 2652 and encodes 850 amino acids. The transcript is spliced from 2 exons. NCBI's taxonomy places the organism in Eukaryota, Viridiplantae, Streptophyta, Magnoliopsida, Brassicales, Brassicaceae.
UAACUUGUUGAUUCUCUCACUAUAAAAGAAAAAAGAAAGUGGUGAAGAGAUGAUCUUCAUUCCCUCUCUCGCGAAUCACACAGUCUCUUUCAGAUCCUUAUGGGUUUGGAGAGAUCGUUAGGGGAAGCAAUGGAGAGGAGGAGUAAGGAGGAAGAGGAGCUAAACCUCUGUGAGGUGAAGAUAGUGAAUCUCGCCAAAGCUUGGGAGAAGUUUCAGUCUGAAGCUUCCGGUUUACUUGUUUUGUCUCUUCAGUGGAGAGACUUGGAGGAUCAUUUGAAGUCAGUGAAAGGCAACGUGGAGAAGAGGUUCGUUGAGUUGGAGAACAGAAGCGUUGAGAUUGACGAGAGGGAGAAAGUGGUUGAAGCGUGGGAGGUGAAAGCUGAUGGCUUUAGGAGGGAGGUUGAGGGGAAAGAAGAGGAGUUGAGUGGUCUUAGGAUGUUGGUUGAAGAGUGUAGGGUGGAGAAGAGGUUGAAGGAUAGUGAACUUGAUGAGGUUGUGGAAAGGUUGAGGAAGACUCAGGGUGAGAUUGGUUUGAAAGUGGAAGAGUUAGUACAGGUUAAGAUUGAUCUGGAGAGGCAUCGUGUUGAGAUGAGCUUAGAGAUGGAUAGGGCUGAAACUCGCAGGAGAGAAUUAGAUAAGGAGAUUGAGAGAAAGACGAGAGAUCUGACGUUAGUUCAGGACAAGGUUGCGGAAAGUGAUAAGCUUCUUGAGACACGGUCCUUGGAACUUGCAAAGACUCAGGGUGAGCUUGAUUUGAAGGUGGAACAGUUAGGACAGGUUAAGAUUGAUUUUGCGAGGCAUCAGAAUGAGUUUACCGCAGAGAUGGAUAGGGCUGAAACCCGCAGGAGAGAGUUAGAUAAGGAGAUUGAGAGAAAGACAAGAGAUCUGACGUUAGUUCAGGACAAGGUUGUGGAAAGUGAUAAGCUUCUUGAGACACGGUCCUUGGAACUAACAAAGACUCUGUGUGAGCUUGAUUUGAAGGUGGAACAGUUAGGACAGGUUAAGAUUGAUUUUGCCGCUGAGAUGGAGCAUCUUAAGAGGAUUCAAACUCGCAAUAGAGAGUUAGAAGAGGGUAUAGAGAGGAAGAGGAGGGAUCUUGCAGAGGUUCUUGACAAAACUACAGAAUGUAAGAAGGUGCUUGAGACACGGUCCUUGGAACUUGUUUCUAAAGAGAAAGAGCUGCAAGAACUAAGUCUGGACCUUGACCUGAAGGAAGAGGUGGCCAAAUCACUAGACAACGAGAUGGAGGAGACUUGUCAAAAGACAGAAUCAAAAGCUAAGGAGCUGGAGGCCAUUGAAAGGAUGAUUAAUGAACGGAGUGGGCAUUGCGAAUCAAUAAAGCUGUUGAUUGAGGAACACACUGAAGAACUUGCUUUAAAAGAGAAGAGACACGAUGAGAUCAGAGAGGCUACUCUUAAACUAUCUGUGGAGAUUGCAUGUAAAGAGAAUACACUCACUAAGAGAAACAAACAAGUUGAGGAAGGAGAGAAGAAGAUACAAGAUUUGAACAACACCAGUGAGGAACUUAUCAGACAAGUUUUUUCAAUCAACGCGGCCAUAAGGGAAUGCACAUGCGAAUUAGAAGCUAAGAGGAAACAACGUGAUGAGGUUCAAAGCUCAAUCACAGACCUUACUGCUGUGCUGAAAUCUGCCGAGAAAAAGAUUCAAGAAAGCUUGGAAGACUUGAAAUCUACAGAGGAGAAGCAAGUCAAGUUAAAAGCAUCAUUGUCGGAACAUGAGAAAGGACUUGAGCUUAGAGCAAAGGAGCUUAUUGCUCGGGAGGAAAAGAUUAAUGAACAAGAUCAGAAAUUGCAACUCGCAAAACAGGAGUUGGCUAAAUGGGUCGAGGAUUAUGAGGUGAAAACAAAACAACUUGUUGCUCUUACAUCUCUGGAUAAACCGAUUGGGAACUCAAGGAAACGUGGGAGACAUGAUACUGAGUCACUGUCUCAGUCCUUCGAGCAUGUGCUAACAAGUUGCACAACCGGGCAAGAAAACACUUACAACUUCGAGAAGGAGAGAUCUCCGGACAAGUUUAAGAUUGAUCAAAUAUGGGCUGUUUAUAGUGAUAGUGAUAAGGGGAUGCCAAGAAAGUAUGCUCAGAUCAAGAAAAUCGACACAAGCCCUGAGUUCAAACUGCAUGUAGCAACUCUAGUGCUGUAUCGCCCUCCUCCUCCAAAUCUGAUGACACAUCCUGUGUGCUGUGGCCGAUUCAAGUUGAAAAUCGGUAAAGCAGAAGUCCUUGAACCUAGCAGCUUCUCACAUGAGGUUAAAGCACUGAAGACUAGUGUAAAUAGAUUUGAGGUAUACCCAAGAAAAGGUGAGGUAUGGGCUUUGUACAAGAGCUGGAACAUUACAGACUGUGCUGAUGGGUCUGAAGAAGAAGAACUUCAGAUUGUUGAAAUAGUGGAAACAGACGAGCAGAGCAUACAAGCAAUGCUUUUGACUGCUAAAUUGUUUAACCAGGUUCUCUACGGAAGGUGUCUUGAGUCAAAGGCCCGUGUUUUAGAUAUUCCAAAGACGGAAGUGAACAGAUUCUCGCAUCAGAUUCCUGCGUUUAGACGUGACAGAAGGGCGGCUCAGUCUGGAGAUUGUGAAUGGUGGGAGCUUGACUCUAAAGCAGUUCUUGAUCUUAACUCAAAGAAUCCAUAAGUCUCUUUGUGUUUUGGUAACCGCAUAGAUCUGUCUAGUUUCUACAUAAGUAGUGGAAUGUGAUGAUAUACCGGUAAAGUUUAGGAAGCAACAGUUCGUAAAUUUUUAGCUGUUGGUAUGAAAAACUUAAAGCCUUUGUAUGUCUACUAAAAAUUAGAGUAGAGUGAUAGAAAUGAAGGUGAGACUGAACUGAUAAUC